AUGUCUUACCGCAUCGACGAAUCUGUUAUUUCUAACUUCCUCACCAACCACACCCAUGCCCUUCGGCUGUCGGCCCUUCCACUGGAUCCCUUGUCACGGCAGUGUCCUGUUUGUCGCGAUAUCUACCAUGCACAAGACCCUGCCUAUGUACAUCCUCUACUGCCAGCAGACACGCCCGAGUACCCUGUCCAAGUUCACAAUCGUGGACCAUGCAGCCAUAUAUUAGGCAGGCGCUGCAUAGAGAGACACGUCCGCGCUGGCCAACCUUGGAGCCAUUCAUGCCCUCUGUGUAGAGAAGUGUGGUUCCCGGCACCAAACUCGGCAAGGACUGAGAUUGUAAGCACGCUAGACAACGUUCUAGGUGCUCUCGAGCGCUUAGAGAUGCGCGAUGAAGCUUCAAGCCACGAAAUUGAGAACGUUGAGCAAGCUCUUGAGAAUAUCAGGGAACUGCUCUACUCUCAGCGAUGGAUAUAG
This is a messenger RNA of Paraphaeosphaeria sporulosa, 474 nucleotides long. RefSeq lists its product as uncharacterized. The transcript has a single exon. The coding region runs from base 1 to 474 and encodes 157 amino acids. NCBI's taxonomy places the organism in Eukaryota, Fungi, Ascomycota, Dothideomycetes, Pleosporales, Didymosphaeriaceae. The record is from RefSeq and is a predicted model, not a curated record.